This is a messenger RNA of Durusdinium trenchii, 2241 nucleotides long. NCBI's taxonomy places the organism in Eukaryota, Dinophyceae, Suessiales, Symbiodiniaceae. The record is from the annotation of a GenBank genome assembly.
AUGUUCUCUCUCUCUCUCUCUGUGUGCGUUUGUUCUUGUAGGAUGUUCGUUCGAGUAAUGUAUAGCAAUAUGAAGCAUGCAGUGAAGCACACAUAUAUGCAUAUUGUGUCACGACUCGCGACAGGUUCUCACCUAGCAACAGCAAACCGAACCUGGAACGUGCCGCGAAAGAAAGCCUCGUAUUUUGAGGGAUCAUGCUUGUGCAACCAACUGGAGAAGAAAAAGUUUUGUCGGGCUUGUGACACCACUUUAAAUGUUUCAAUGGAACAUGGGAGAAGCAAAGCUCAAGUUGGGAAGCGAGACGGCAAAUUAACUGAUCCUGGUCAUCUAGAGUCAGGCCACAUGUGUAAUACUUGCUUGCGGUUCCAGCCGGAAGGCUACAACAUUAUCAUCGGCGACCCGCACAGCAAAGGCAAUGAUAGAGACCCAGGUUGGCAGAAUGACAUCAUCGACCGGAACUUCCUCAAAGAAGAGUGGGUCAAGGACGACUCACGGUGCUCAUAUGAUUCCUCGAACCAUAUCGUGACCGGUGCAAAGAGCGCACAAGCGUCGAGGAUGAGCGAGUGGACAGUGAAGACCAGUGCUGGGAUAACUAACGUCGUUUCGGCUGCAUUCACUGCCAGCCACUCGGUGCGUGAAAUGAACAGAAGGAGCCUCGAAUCCAUGGAGACAUUCUUCGAAACCAGGGCAGCCUGUCACCUGAAGACGGCAGAACUUCCAGCCCCUUUCAUCAAAUAUGAGUUCACGGCUGACUUCCGGAACGCUGUGAAGGAUAUCCCCACAGAUGCCUCCAAAAGCUCUGCAGAGGCGGUGCAGUGGGUCAUAGAACAUCUUCUCGUCAACUAUGGGACCCACUACACGGCCAAAAUCUCGUCUGGCGGUCUCAUGGGCAUCCGCUCCUGGAUGGACGAUAGCAGCUUCAGGUGGCUGCAAGAGACAUCCAAACAAGAAGGCUUCAGCGUAGACGCUGCUGCCAACGGGUGGUUUGGUCUAUAUUUUGACUACAGCAGCAAAAUGAGCUCGAAGCAUGGCGUGGCACACUUCUUUGAAGAAGCCAGGGAGUCUGGUGGAUAUGCUAGCUUUUGCAUUGGAUGCGAUGCAUUCGUGCGGAAUGAUGCUGAGAAAUGGGCGGAACAGGUGAAAGAGAACCUGGCACCUAUUGGUUCCAAGACCAAUGAGCUGGUGCCAAUCAGCGAUUUAUUGGUGCCAUUACACUUCCCAGAAAUGGAUGCAGAGGAGCUGCGCAAGAAGAAGUCCACAGUGGAGUUGGCGCUUGAAAAACUCUGUGGGUACUAUGCGCAGCAGGGCUGCAGCACUCAGCCUUCAGAUCGUGCUGAGCCCGGAGCCCGAAUGAUCCGCGUUGGAUCGGUGAUCCACACCGUAAAGUGGUCACCUGAUGGGACCACUUUGGCAUCCGGAGAUGAAGAAUAUUUGGUCCGACUUUGGGACGUGGCCUCGGGCCAAAGUCUGCGGAUCUUGAGAGGUCAUACGGGUUGGGUGCACGGAGUGGCCUUCAGUCCAGAUGGUGGCCUCAUUGCUUCUGCAAGUGUAGAUAAAACAGUUAAAAUUUGGAAUACGACCAGCGGCGAGUGCUUGCAGACCCUGGAGGGUCACACUGAUGUUGUAGAAAGUGUAGCGUUCUCUCCCGACGGCCGGCAUAUAGUCUCGGGGAGCUGUGAUCAUACACUGAAAAUCUGGGAAACAGCAACGGGCAAUUUUUUGCGCACCCUACCCGGUCACACAAAAUGGGUGAAUUCUGUGGCAUUCAGCAGUCGCAGCACCAUCGCCUCGGCAAGUGAUGACACAACGGUCAAGAUUUGGGAUCCAGCGACGGGAAACUGCUUGCACACUCUGAAGGGCCACACCGACGUGGUGUUUUCGGUGGCCUUCAGUCCCGAUGGCCGAACAAUAGUCUCGGGGUCCCGUGAUAAGUCGGUGAUAGUCUGGGAAGCAGCCACGGGCAACCUCUUGCAGACGCUCACAGGUCAUGAUCACUGGGUGGCGGCAGUGGCCUUUGGCCCAAGGGGCACCAUCGCUUCAGCAAGUGAUGACGAAACCGUCAAAAUUUGGGAUGCAGCCACUGGCAACUGCCUGCAGACCCUAACGGGUCACACCGACUGGGUGUGGGCAGUGGACUUCAGCCCCGAUGGCCUUUACAUCGUCUCAGGCAGCCAUGACACGCACAUACGUAUUUGGGAUGCACUGGUGCCACCUCAGAGACGUAUGGUGCUCUAUGGUUGA